UAUGCAUAUCCUGCGCAUGUAAAUGCAUAAUAAUCAACCCAUGGAUCUAUGAUCAACCUAUGAGAGGGAAGCGUAGGAACUGACAAAACAUAAACUAGACGAUGUUGCUGCAGUAUCGUGGCUCUGCUGCUAAGAGAAAUUUCCUCUUAAUUGUGCUUGUGGUCUGUUUGAAUUUCAUUUAUAUCAAAGGUCAAUGUAGUCAGGGUUCACUUCGUCUUGUCAAUGGUGCUAGAUAUCAUGAAGGUCGCCUUGAGAUAUGCUAUGCUAGUAGCUGGGGAACAGUCUGUGAUGAUGGCUGGUCUAAUGCUAAUGCUCAAGUUGUAUGCAGACAACUUGGAUACCCUACUACCGGUGCUUAUUAUCGUGAUCGAGCCUACUUUGGACAAGGGACUGGUAGUAUAGUAUUAGAUGAUGUUAGUUGUGUUGGCAAUGAAACAUCUUUAUACCAGCAAUGCAGUCAUAGAUCUCCUCUGUCAAACGAUUGUACUCAUAGUGAAGAUGUUGGAGUGGUUUGUCCUGCACCAUUUGAUGGCUCGGUUCGUCUUGUUGGAGGAUCCAACAGUUCCGAAGGACGUGUUGAAGUAUACCGUAGUGGAUCAUGGGGUACUGUCUGUGAUGAUUUAUGGGACUAUAGGGAUGCCACUGUUGUAUGUAGACAGUUAGGAUAUGGAUCAGGGACUGCACUUACUGAUGCUUAUUUUGGACAAGGAACAGGAGGCAUAUUCAUGGAUGAUGUUGCUUGUACUGGAUAUGAAUUAUUCCUUACCAACUGCUCUCAUACAACUUCUCAUAAUUGUGGUCACCAUGAGGAUGCUGGAGUUAGAUGUUCACAUACUUGCUUUAGUGGAUCGGUUCGUCUUGUUGGAGGAUCUAACAGUUUUGAAGGACGUGUUGAAGUAUGCAGUAGUGGAUCAUGGGGUACUGUCUGUGAUGAUUCAUGGGACUAUAGGGAUGCCACUGUUGUAUGUAGACAGUUAGGAUUAGGACAAGCAUCAGGGACUGCAUUUAGUGAAGCAUAUUUUGGACAAGGAACAGGAAGCAUAUUAAUGGAUGAUGUUGCUUGUACUGGAUCUGAAUCAUACCUUACUAGCUGCUCUCAUAGAACUAAUCAUAAUUGUGGUCACUCUGAGGAUGCUGGAGUUAGAUGCUCACAGAAUUGCUUCACCAAUGGAGAAGUUCGUCUUGUUGGAGGAUCUAACAGUUUUGAAGGACGUGUUGAAGUAUGUAGAAAUGGAUCAUGGGGUACUGUCUGUGAUAAUUCAUGGGACUAUAGGGAUGCUACUGUUGUAUGUAGACAGUUAGGACUUGGAUCAUCAGGGAUUGCAUUUAGUAAUGCAUAUUUUGGACAAGGAACAGGAAGCAUAGUAAUGAGUAAUGUUGGUUGUUUUGGAUCUGAAUCAACUCUUACUAGCUGCUAUCAUACAACUAAUCAUAAUUGUGGUCAUUAUGAGGAUGCUGGAGUUAGAUGCUCAUACAUUUGUAUUGAUGGCUCAGUUCGUCUUGUUGGUGGAUCCAGCAGCUUAGAAGGACGUGUUGAAGUAUGCAGAAAUGAAUCAUGGGGUACUGUCUGUGAUGAUGCAUGGGGUACUAAUGAUGCUACUGUUGUAUGUAGACAGUUAGGAUAUAGUGUUACAGGGACCGCAUAUGGUAAUGCAUAUUUUGGACAAGGAACAGGAAGCAUAUUAAUGGAUAAUGUUGCUUGUACUGGGUCUGAAUCAUACCUUACUAACUGUUCUCAUAUAACUAAUCAUAAUUGUCGUCACUCUGAGGAUGCUGGAGUCAGUUGUGCAGGCUCUAGUAGUGUCAAUGCUGGUGCAUUAGCAGGAGUUAUUGUUGGAGGGAUAUUUGGUGGUAUUAUUUUCCUAAUUUUUGUAAUUGCAGUGAUUGCUGUAUGUGUAGUGGCAUUAAAUUCCAAAUCAAAUCGCUCCAGAGCUAGAGCCAGGCAAGCAGCUCCUGCAGUUCAAAUGACAACAAUUCCAGCACAAACUACUAGUACUGCAACUGGAGCUUAUACACAAUCCCAGCCUAAGGCAGAAAAUCAACCUCCUCCAUCUUACUCAGAUUAUAUGAAACAACAAACACAACCGACUGCACCAAUGGCUCAUCCUGGUUAUGCUGCACCAGCAGGCUACCCUACACAAGGAUAUGGUUAUCCUGUCCAGGGCUAUCCUCCACAAGGCUAUGGUUAUCCUCCACAAGGUUAUCCAGCUCAAGGUUAUCCAGCUCAAGGUUAUCCAGCUCAAGGUUAUCCUGCACCUCUUCCACAGCAGCAGGGUUUUGGUGUACAAGGAUAUCCUCAACAGGAUUAUUCUCAAACUGGUUGUCCCCAGCAAGUACCUUAUCCACAGCAGCAGCAGCAAGAAGCACCAGUUGGGUAUCCACAGCAGGAGCCACAAGGAUAUGGAGGAACAAACCCUGGUACUCAUGAGUCUACUGGCAUUCGUGAUGAACCACCACCUCCUUAUUAAGCUCAUUGAUGUUAUAUGUUUUAUAUUUUUGUACUAUUUAGUAUGUGCUCUUAUUUCAAUAGUCUACAUUUCUUUUAUUUUCUGUCAGAAUAGGUUAAUGCUGAUUCUAUAUGAAUAAUACUUUUCUGUCUCUUUAAA
Messenger RNA from Amphimedon queenslandica, 2606 nucleotides. Its product is annotated as deleted in malignant brain tumors 1 protein-like. The record is from RefSeq and is a predicted model, not a curated record. The transcript is spliced from 13 exons. Gene Ontology annotation, cellular component: membrane. NCBI's taxonomy places the organism in Eukaryota, Metazoa, Porifera, Demospongiae, Haplosclerida, Niphatidae. The coding region runs from base 102 to 2468 and encodes 788 amino acids.